Chara braunii is the source of this 895-nucleotide messenger RNA. NCBI's taxonomy places the organism in Eukaryota, Viridiplantae, Streptophyta, Charophyceae, Charales, Characeae. The record is from the annotation of a GenBank genome assembly.
CUCUGUUAUCGUUUCCAUCCCCCCCCUUUUUACCAUCACGUUUUUGCCUCUCUUGGACAGCUUUUUUGUGCGAGAACGGGUGACGUUUUCCCGUCACCAUGCCUUGGGUGACUUGUUCGCCGGGGAUGCGCAAGCUGCGUAAUCCGAUGGAGGAGGAGGAGUCGGGCAGACGGUGCUUGCCACGUGUCAGCAGUUGGAUGAGGCAGACGCCAUUUCACCCGGAGCGCUGCCGGCGGCUCUUGCUGACAGCGAUGUCUCGUCUUCCUCAUGUCGAGCAUCAACGGCAAAAAGCGAUGGAGUGCAGGAGGAGGGAGGUGGCCGACGCUCUGAGGAACGGUCAGAUCACGACGGCGAUGAUGAAGGUAGAAGCUUUGAUGGUCGACGAGGCCUUCGUCGAGGGACUUAAGCUCUUGAGAGAAGUAGCCAACGUCUUCGCCAGUCGGAUCAUGCAUGUAGCCGUCUUUAAGCAGUGCCCGACGGAUAUGAGAGAGACGGUCAACACUUUGACCUUUGCGGCAUUGGUCUGUCAGAGCUAUGUUGGGGAAUUCGAAGGCUUUCUGGUGGAGAUGGAGAGGAAGUAUGGGAAGAUGUUCGUCGCAAAGAUCAAAGCCGAGGUCCCGGGACUGCCCAUCAACAAGGACGUGAGGGACAGAUUAGGAAUGGAUAUAAACGCAGUGCCGCACGGGAUAAGAUACGCCAGGCUGGAGGAGAUCGCGAGCGAGACGGGGAUCAGGUUGCACGAGAGCGCGCAGAUGGGAUGGCGGAGUUUCCUCAGCUGAAUGAGAGGUGAGUCGGGAUGGGAGUAUGGGGAUGGUGGGAUCGGAUGGGAUGGGAGUAUGCGGAGGGGAGGGGAGGGGAUGGGAUGGGAGGGCGGAGUUUCCGCAGCUGAAUGAGA